Molecule: messenger RNA, 159 nt
Organism: Ilex paraguariensis (yerba mate)
Lineage: Eukaryota; Viridiplantae; Streptophyta; Magnoliopsida; Aquifoliales; Aquifoliaceae
Source: the annotation of a GenBank genome assembly
GCGCUGGCUGGUGCUAAUGCUGGCUAUAGAAUGAGAGGAUGUGGGCACCGUCUUGGAGCAAGGGGGCAUCGCCAAGGCCAGUUAUGCAGAGCCCUAAGGUGGGUUGACAAAGGGCAGAGCAGGGCUGGUUUGGGCGAUGUCAGGGAGGCAUGGGCAUAG